Strigops habroptila (Kakapo) is the source of this 930-nucleotide messenger RNA. RefSeq names its product avidin-like. The transcript has 4 exons. The record is from RefSeq and is a predicted model, not a curated record. Gene Ontology annotation, molecular function: biotin binding. The coding region runs from base 21 to 704 and encodes 227 amino acids. NCBI's taxonomy places the organism in Eukaryota, Metazoa, Chordata, Aves, Psittaciformes, Psittacidae.
CCCAACGCAUCCCCGCUGCCAUGGGGGGUAUCUCUCCCCCUCCGCAGCCCCCCCCCCCCACCCCUCCGUGCACCGCGGGACCCCCCUUCCCGAGGGAGCAGGACCCCGCUCGCUCAGCCGCGGUGGCCGGUGGCCCGUGUCCCACCGCGGCGCCCCUUGGCCGGAGGCCCGGCAUGGGCGGCCGCUGCCCCCUCCGGCAUAAAAGGGCCGGGGCGGGCGCGGGCAGCGGCGUGGGCAGCGCACACAGCCCCGGCACCGCUGCUGCCAUGGGGACCCGCGGCUGCUGCCUCCUGCUCGCCCUAGCGUUGCUCGCUCCCCCCUCCGCCGUUGCCAGGAAGUGCAACCUGCAGGGCCUGUGGAGGAACGAGCUGGGCUCCAACAUGACCCUCUCGGCCCUGGAUGCAGCCGGAACCUUCUUGGGCUCCUACCACACUGCCGUGGCAGCCACCAACAACCAGAUCCUGCUGUCACCCCUGCAAGGGUCCCUGCAGCACUCCAGUACCAAGGGGCAGCCCACCUUCGGCUUCACCGUGCAGUGGCUGUUUGCAGACUCCAUCACCGCCUUUGUGGGCCAGUGCUUUGUGGACCGCCGCGGGAAGGAGACGCUGGAGACUACGUGGCUCAUCCGGGAAGAGGUCCCAUCCCGCAGAGACUCCUGGAGAGCCACCAGGGUCGGCACCUCCACCUUCACCCGCAUCAAGUGAUGGGGAUGGAGACGAGAGCUGCUUGCACCCUGUUCUCCCACCUGCAUCCCCGAGGCUCUCCACUGCACUGGUCCCAGGCUGGGAUCCUGCCUGCUCACAGUUGCCUAGCUGGGAAACACUGCUUCCUCCCAGUGCCUCCGAGCAUCCUGCUGGUGGGGUCCCCCCUUCCCAAAGCUUGUUGCCCCCAUACAUGGAGCUGAAUAAAUCUUUCUGUGCCUGGCAAAGA